Messenger RNA from Grosmannia clavigera kw1407, 2208 nucleotides. Its product is annotated as sh3 domain containing protein. Gene Ontology annotation, biological process: protein transport to vacuole involved in ubiquitin-dependent protein catabolic process via the multivesicular body sorting pathway. Bases 1 to 2208 code for a protein of 735 amino acids. The record is from RefSeq and is a predicted model, not a curated record. The transcript has 5 exons. NCBI's taxonomy places the organism in Eukaryota, Fungi, Ascomycota, Sordariomycetes, Ophiostomatales, Ophiostomataceae. Gene Ontology annotation, cellular component: ESCRT-0 complex. Gene Ontology annotation, molecular function: ubiquitin binding; phosphatidylinositol binding.
AUGUUUCGCGCCGCAGCUCCCGGGCCUUUUGACGAGGCUGUCGCCAAGGCGACUGACGAGAACUCGACAUCCGAGGACUGGGCCGCGAUCAUCGAGGUCUGCGACCGGGUGACAGCCGAUGCCACCAACGGCCCCAAGGAGGCGGUGCAGAGCCUGAUUAAGCGGCUCGCCCAUCGCAAUGCCAACGUGCAGCUCUACACGCUGGAGCUGGCCAACGCGCUGAGUCAAAACUGCGGCACGCCUCUGCAUCGCGAGUUAGCAUCGCGCGCCUUCACCGACGCCCUCCUCAAGCUGGCCAACGACCGCAACACGCACAACCUGGUGCGGCUCAAGAUCCUCGAGCGCAUGAAGGAGUGGACGGAGAUGUUCCGCAGCAACACCGACCUGGGCAUUAUGCAGGACGCCUAUGUGCGACUCCAGCAGGCACAGCCGCAGCUGCAGCCGCCGCCGUCGGCCCCGCAGAAGAAUAGUCUCACCGACCUCGACCGACAACGGGAGGAGGAGGAUCUGCAGCGGGCGCUGAAGCUGUCGCUCGAAGACGACGAGUCCAAAAAAGUCGUGGGCGCGUCAGGCGGCGCAUCGGCUGCUGCGGCUGGCAGAUCGGCUGCAGGCGCGAGCAGCAGCGGUCCCGCUGGCCCUGCCGAGAUGCCCGGAGCGUCGGACUCUGGCGCGCCUCCUCAGGGCUCGACAGCGGCGACGGUGUCCCGCGUCCGGGCGCUCUUCGAUUUUGCCGCGUCCGAGCCCGACGAGCUCGACUUCAAGAAGGGCGACGUGAUCGCCGUGCUCGAGUCGGUUUACCGUGACUGGUGGCGUGGUUCGCUCAAGGGUCGUACGGGCAUCUUCCCGCUCAACUACGUGGAGAUCCUGGCUGACCCGUCGCCCGAUGAGCUGCAGCGUGAGGCGCAGAUGGAGGCCGAGGUCUUUGCUGAGAUCAAGAACGUGGAGAAGCUGCUGACCCUCCUGAGCGCUUCCAACGUGGGAUCCCGGGAGGAGGACAGUGACGAGAUUUCGACGCUGGCCAUCCGGCCGAAGCUGAUCAAGCUGAUCGAGAAGUACUCGCAGAAAAAGGACGAUUUCACCCAGCUCAACGAGAAGUUUAUCAAGGCGCGGCGUGACUAUGAGGCCCUGCUGGAGUCAUCCAUGGCCCAUCCGCCACAGCACAGCUACCAACAGUACGCGAUACGGCCGCAGGUGCAGCAACAGGGCUAUGCUGCUGGCCCUGGCGGCCUGACCGGCUAUGCAGCUCCGACCGGCCCGCCAGAUCAGAGAUACUACACUCCAGGACCACGACAGGACCAAGCCAACUUCCAGCGGCCAGGCGCUACCGCGACCCCUGUGCCGUUCUACCUGGCCAACAGCGACGUCCAGUCGGCACAAGCAGCACCACAGCAGCAGCAGUCCUCCCAGCAGCAGUUGCCUCCUCAACAACAGUCGCCACAACAGCAGCAGCAACAGCAGCAACAGCAGCAAGCCUACCUGAGCCAAAGCCAACAACACCAUCGGAUUCCAUCGGGCGGCAACGGUGGCUUAAAGCAGCCGUCGCCUCUCCAGACCAACGUUUCGGCCCAGCAGCCGGCCACAAGCUCAUACAUGCCCUAUCAUCCACAACAAGCGCCGAUGGCUGGCGGUCCCCAGAGCACCCAUGGCAACCCACAGGAGCUCUCGACUUCUGCCUACGACUCUCCCGUCGUAUCACACAGCGCCAGCACUGAACCUGCCUCUGCGGCCACCUACACGUCCUCGGUCCACUCUCCGGACCAGUUUGCUCCCUCGGGCCCGACGCCCGGCAGUCCUUCGCCUGAUAACGCCCCGAGGCUGCCGACCAGCUACCCUGCUUACGUCAGCUAUUCGCAUCCACCGACAGCACAGGCUCCGUAUUCUUCGGUUCCCGAGGCGCCGACAACGGCCACACCAGCACCACCGACGACUUCGCCGCCACCUGCUCCUGACAACUACUACGAUGCCCGGCAGAGGCUGCCAAGCAUCCCAGCGAGCGCCAACGUGCCAGCGGCACUGUCAGUACCGUCAGCACCGCCGGCACCGUCGGCACCGUCGGCACCGUCAGGGCCCUCGGCACCAGCCGUUCCUGGCGCCUCGAUCGACCAGCCGCAGUACCGGGCGUACAUGCCGUCUACCAAUGCACCUACGGCACCGGGCGGCCCGGUUGCGGACGACUACUACCGUCGGACGGGUCGUGUGAGCUACUGA